GGCGAUAUGUCGUUGGAAGAGCUAAGACUGUUGUAAAGAAUUAUAAUGUGAUCGAAAGGGCAGAAAAGGUUUUGGAGGAUGAAAAAAAACCUUCUCCUCGUCAUCCUGGCACGGAAACUAAAUUUCGUGUUCUUGUUCAAGCUGGGUGUCUGAAAACUACAGAAAUGCUUUACAUGUUGUGAUGUGAUUUAAAGGAAUGGAAGAGGAUGAAAAUACGAGUAGCGAUGGCUCUGUGCCUAAUUCUCCAUCAGCCAUAGACUACUAUGAUAUUAAUGAAUUGUGUGAUGACGAGGAACAGAAUUGUUCUUCAAACAAUACUGAACAAGAAAGUAAAGAUUUUAUAAAAGAAAUUAAACUCACUUUUCAGGAAGUCUCUUCUGUUGAAACACAUUCUGAUAGACCACUUGCUUCUGUUCUUCCAGAGAAAUAUAAGGAUGUAGAUGCAAAAGAUUAUUUUUCAUUUUUCAGAGAUGGAACUUUAAGAUUUUUAAAAUUAUUUGGCCCAGGGAAACCAUCAAGCAUGCCUGAUAUUUGGCGCAGUGUAAGAAAACGAGCAGUUGAAAAUCCUAUAGUUCAACAACAACCAGUAAAAGAACUUGAACUUGAAGUUGAAUCUGACGAAGAAACUCAUUUUAUGCUUUAUAAUGAACCGGCAGCUGGUAGUUCUACUAAUGGAUCAUCAUUUGAUAGUAAAAUUAAUAAUUCUUGGAGAUUCGGGCCUGCCAAACUUUGGUAUGAUAUGGCUGAAGUACCCGAAACUGCCGAAACUUAUGAUUAUGGUUUAAAAUUGAAAGAUAGUUCAUGCGCAGGUGAAGAUGGGAACAAAGAUGAUUUACCAUCUGAUGCAUACUUGAUGGUUACUCUUCAGCCUUGGGAAGAUGAUGUCAUAUGGGAUGGAGAUGAAAUCAAAGAAAAAGUAAUGAAAGAUGCUUACAAUCCUAAUAAACUUGCUGGGUGGAUUCCUGUAAGUGCUGAUCGGACUAUGUCAGCUUUUCGUGAACACUGCAAAAUCAUAUCUAGUCAGUCAGAUAAUGAACGAUUUCUUCAGUAUACGAAUAGAAAUUUGAUGAAGAAUGACAAAAAAAUUGUGACUCAGUCGAUAUUUCCUGCAGAAAAUGAAAAGCUUUUGUACGAUAAUUGGGAAGAUCAAAUCAUUUGGGACAGUGAAGCUAUGAAUACAAUUAGUUAUCCCAAACCCGUUGAAAAUGAUCCUGAUAUAAUAGUAGAAAUUCCUGAUGACAAACCUCCCCCUCCCACUUCUCCUGAGCUUACUAAAGAUCGGAAAGAUAAAAAAUUCCGUCCUAUGCUGAAAAAGCCCGAAGAAGAGGAGGAGGAGGAAGAUUCUUGUGCUACCGUAAAAGAUAAUUUUUACAAUAUUUCUAAUGAUGAAUAUUAUAAUCCUAAGAUAACUCAAGAAACUGCAUUGAAAUUUGGCAACAACUUAUUGCAACAUUCCAUUCCAUCUCUGGAAUUGCACAGCCAGUUAUUUCCAACUAACUUUUCGAAAGAACAAUUGCGCCGCUUUCAUCGACCUGCUUUAAAAGAUUUUCCAUAUGGUCUUACUUCUCGUUCAAAAUUUCAUGGUGUUCAGUCUCUUUCUAGGUAUAUAAAGGAAAAAGAGCUUGCAAGACAAAAGGAAUCGGAAGCGGCAGGUGGGGGUGAAAUGUUUUUUAUGCGUACGCUUUCUGAUCUAAGUGGUAGAGAUGGUACUCUAGUACUGUUCGAGUUUUCUGAGGAGCACCCACCUUUACUAAGUCAAGUGGGGAUGGCCUCUAGAAUUAAAAAUUAUUACCGACGAAAACCUGGCAAAGAUGCUUCUAUGCCUGACUAUAAAUUUGGGGAAAUAGCAUAUGCUCAUACUUCUCCAUUCCUUGGAACUCUCCAACCUGGCCAAAGUUUACAAGCGUAUGAGAACAAUUUAUUUCGAGCCCCUGUUUAUGAACAUUCAGUCCAAGAGACAGAUUUCCUCAUAAUACGGACUAGAAAUAGAUAUUAUAUUCGGGAAAUUAAUGCUAUAUUUGCGGUUGGGCAAGAACUUCCUCUUGUUGAAGUGCCUGCUCCUAAAUCUGAAAAAGCUAACAGCUUUAUUCGAGACUUUCUCAUGGUGUAUAUAUAUCGUCUGUUCUUAAAGAGUCCGGACAUUCCUCAACGAGUAAGAACGGAAGUUGUAAAGGCGGCUUUUCCUAUGUAUAAAGAAACUAGUAUUAGAAAACGCCUUAGUGUAUGUGCUAUUUUCAAUCGGACUGGUUGCGACUCUAGAUACUGGGUGAUAAAAAAUGAUUUUCGCCUUCCAUCUGAGGAAGAGAUUCGUGCGCUUGUUUCUCCUGAACAAUGCUGCUGCUUUUAUAGUAUGCUUGCAGCUGAACAGAGAUUGCAAGAUGCUGGUUAUGGUGAAAAGUUUCAGCUCAUGCCUGAAGAUGAAACUGACAGCUUACAGAAUAAAAUUGCUGAUGAGGUUAAAGCUGCUCCUUGGAAUACUUCUCAGGCUUUUCUUUCAGCAAUAAAAGGCAAAUGCCUUUUGGAGCUUUGGGGUUCUGCAGAUCCUACUGGAUGUGGAGAAGGUUUCUCCUAUGUUAAAAUACCAAAUAAGCCUCAGAUAUCAAAAGAUGAUAGCAAUGGUCAAAAUCCUACUAAGCGCCUUGUCAAAGGUACAGAUGCUGAUUUACGUAGACUUUCUUUAAAUAAUGCUAAGAAGCUCUUGAAAAGCUUUAAUGUUCCUGACCGUGAAAUAAAAAAUUUGACGCGUUGGGAAAUUGUUGAUGUUGUGCGUACUUUAUCAACCCAGCAAGCCAAAAUGGGCGAAGAUGGUAUUACAAAAUUUGCAAGAGGCAAUCUAAACAGUCAGUCUGAAUAUAUUCGAAGGUAUAAAGAAGAAUGCCAAAGAUUAUUUGAAUUGCAGAACAAAGUUCUUUCAUCCGUUGAAGUUUUGUCAAGUGAUGAAGAUGCAAGUUCGGAAGAUGAAUCUGAUUUGGAAGAAAUGGGAAAGCACAUAGAAAGUAUUAUUUCGAAUAAAAAAUCCGCUAAAGAACUUUCACUUGAAAAUGAAGAAGCAGAAAGGAAGGAAUUGCAGAAGUUAAUGAAUUCAGGUGUGUCUAAAGAAAAUCAAAAAGAGAAACCUGAUCUAAACAAUGGUAAGACAUAUGAGGGCAAGAUUUUACGCAUAUAUCGAACUUACAGAAAUCCUGCAACUGGUGUUGAAUAUGAGCGCACAGAAACUGUUAGGAAACCUGACAUAAUGCAGAUGUAUUUAAAAAUUCGUGAAACUAAAGAUACUGCUUUUAUUCGCAACUAUUCUCUAGAUGAAGCUGAAAAAGAAGAAAUUCGAAAAGAAAAAAGACGUAUUCAGGACCAGUUACGUAGAAUUAAAAGAAAUGAACUGAAACUGCAAAAUGUAGAACCAGCCAAAAAGAAAAUAAAAUUGGAAUCCCCUGCAAAUUUGAAAGUGAAAUGUGGGGCGUGUGGUGCCUCUGGACAUAUGCGAACAAAUAAAUCUUGUCCACUGUACGCAUCAUCUCCUUCUCUUCCACCUAUUGCUGUUGCAAUGACCGAGGAGGAAGAGGAAGAAGCUGUGGAAAAAACUGCUGCUUUAGAUGAACCAGAUUUACUUAAAAUUGAUGAAACAAAGAUUAUUAUUAGUACUAAAGUAGUUAAACAUGAUGCUGAACUUCGCAAGAAAUCGUUAAUUUUAAAGAUUCCAAAAGAUGCAAUUGGUGGAUCUGCUAAAAAGCGACGCACUUACGAUGAACCUACAUCUGAUUAUUUGAGCACUCCAAAGGUAGUGAAUCGUAAGCGAGUUGACCCCCUUGUUUCAAUAAAUUUGCUUUUUGAAAAGAUACUUUCAGAACUGAAAAAUCUACCAGAUACAGAGCCUUUCUGGAAACCUGUAAGUGCCAAACAAGCUCCAAAUUACUAUGAUAUUAUUGAUAAACCUAUGGAUCUUUUUUCUAUGAAAGAAAAAGUUAGAAAGCAUCUUUAUAGAAGUCGUGAAGAUUUUAUUGUAGAUUUGCAGCAGAUUCUUGACAAUAGUACUUUGUACAAUGGAAAGCAGAGCAUUUUCACUCUCACUGCUGAGAAAAUGUUGGAGCAUUGCUUUACAUUGCUGGCAACAGAUGAGGCAAAGCUUAUGGAUUUGGAAAAGGCCAUUAAUCCCCUUCUGGAUAGUCCCCGAGUUGCUUUUAAUUUUCUUUUAAAUACUAUUGUGUGUGAUUAUUUAAAAGCUGUGCCUGAUUCUUGGCCAUUCCAUAAACCUGUGGAUAAGCGACAAGUGAAAGGUUAUUAUAAUCUGGUUGAACAUCCUAUGGAUCUCGAAACUCUUAUUAAGAAUUGUAAAUCUAAUAAGUACAAAACAAAACUCGCCUUUUUUUCAGAUGUGGAAUUGAUUCACACAAACAGUAAGGUUUACAAUGGUGAAACAAGCCAGUUUACAAAAACUGCUCAGGAAAUUGUGAAUACUUGUCGUGCUUCAUUAGAGUUAUAUGCUAAGGAGUUGGAUAGGUUUGAACUAGAAAUCAGAGGAAUGGAUGAUAAUUCCCCUGAAAAUAGUCCGAAGUCUACACCAUCCAGGAAAAUAAAAUUUGUAGUUAAACCACAAAACCAUAAUGGAAUUAUAGACAAUGAUAUUUUUGUGGAUGUUGAAUCUUUUGAUACGGGUGCAAAAAGUUCAAGUGAAAAGGAUUAUAAUUUUUUCAUGAACAGUGAUAUAAAUGGAGAAAGCUUAAAGGGAUUCCCAAUAGAAGAAUCAAAUUCAUCUUUCAUUUCUUCAGAUUUUGGCUUAGAAUAUGUUUCAGAACUGAAAAGUCAUACUGCUAGUCCAUCAAUUCCCACCAAUAUGCAGAGCUUAUUACCUAUGAAUGGAAUUUCUAUGAUAGAAAAUACUAAUGAUGGUCUUGAAAACAUGGAGCCUUAUUUCCAAACCAACUGUGAUACCAUUUGUGAUGAUUUAAUGCUAAGUUCAGAUACCGAUGAAGAAAUGCAAACUGUGAAUUCAUAACUAUUAUUAAAUGUAAUUAUUCCUGACAUCUGAAUUUAAACCUAAUUUUAAUACAAAAUGAUAGGAAAGUUGAUUUCAUUUAAAGGUUAAUUGAAACACUAUAAUAUUUUUAAUACUAAUAUUUUUGCUAACGCAUAAGUUGUAAUUUAAACAUAGAUAUCUUUGUUUUUAUAUUUCUUAUUCGAACACUUAAAAACUUUUUGAGUUUUUAUGAAAAUAAGGAAUUUCAACUUAAAAAUUCAUUUGUUAAUUCCCUGUGUUUUGUUUCUGUCUUUGUUUGUUAAUCUGUUUAUAUUUGGACUUGUAUAUUCUUACUAUGUGUAUAUAAUACAUAUAGUUUUAUAAUGUAUGUUAAGAGUUCCUAUUUGAUGGUGCUAACUCAUUUCAUUAUUUAUGUACAAUUGUAGACAUUGUAUUUAUUAUUUGUAUAGAAUCAUGCUAUGAGGUUCUUGCAUUUAUUAAAUACUCAAAGCCAUAUUAGGAAAUUUUAAAAGAAUUUCAUUAUUUUUGAAAAGUUUUUUAGAAUGAAUAAAAGAGCAUUAAUUGUGAUCACUAUUUCUCCUAAAUUUGAGAAAUUUAUUAAUGAUGCAGCUGUUUAAAUGUAUGAAUUUUUUUAUUUACAGAACUUAGUUUGAAUUACUAUGGCAGCCAAAUUUAGUUUUAAUGAAUUAUAAGAUAUUAAUAGGAUACUUUUUUUUCUUUCAUAAUUUAAACAAUAUUUUUUUUUUCUACUUUGUUUGCUAUUUAUAAUUCAGCAGUCCUUUAUAAGGGUAUAGCAUUUUGUGCAUAAAUUGCAUUUAUUAUGUUUCUUGAAUUUCAAAUUUUUUGGAUUUCUUAUGAACUUCCUGUAUUUUUUUAAUGUUUUGUUAAAAUGCUUAAAAUAUUAAUAUAUUUCGAAUUAAAAUCCUACUGUCACGCUUACACUUAUUUGGUCAUUUUGUUUUUCAAAAGUUUAAUUAUAUGGCCAAAAACAUAUUUACUGGUGAGCAUUUUAUUCUGGAGAGUUUCCAUUGCUUAAUUUUGUUAGUUCAAGAUUUGAAUUUAAGAGUUAAAAUUUGUAAUAGGGAAAGGGGAGCUUUGAAAGAAUUCUAUGUUUGUUACUCCUUUUCUUGGAAGUUUCCUUUUUCUUCAUUUUUGCAAUUAAAGCAUGUAAAUCAAAUAAGCAAUUGCAGUUUUUAUGAAAAAUUAAUUAAAAUUUUUAAUCAAAUUAUGUAAAAAGUCAGUAAAUAUUUCUCAAAUAAGUUUUUUUUCUUUGUAUGCAAAUGACUAUGUUAAUCAUUUCAUUUAACACUUAUAUAAGUUAAUAUUAUUUAUAUGAAUCAAGAAUUUUGCAUUGGUAAAGAUUAUUAAUAGUUAUUAAAUUGUUGUUUGAAUUUUUUUUUUCUACAUUCCUUUAUUUUUGGCUUUUAUUUUAAUAAUGCUAUGAACCUCUAUUCACAAGUGACUGAAUGAUUUUUGUUUGAUUGGGUUGUAUGUUAAAAAAUAAUUGUACAAAUCAUUCAUAGAGAGCCCAUGCCCAUUAGCACCUUGUGUCUUUCAUACAGAGAAUCGUUUUCGAGUUUUUUAAUAAAGA
Molecule: messenger RNA, 6563 nt
Organism: Argiope bruennichi
Lineage: Eukaryota; Metazoa; Arthropoda; Arachnida; Araneae; Araneidae
Product: transcription initiation factor TFIID subunit 1-like
Exons: 2
Coding region: 197-4990 (1597 amino acids)
Biological process (GO): transcription by RNA polymerase II; RNA polymerase II preinitiation complex assembly
Cellular component (GO): transcription factor TFIID complex
Molecular function (GO): RNA polymerase II general transcription initiation factor binding; RNA polymerase II general transcription initiation factor activity; histone acetyltransferase activity
Source: RefSeq, a predicted model, not a curated record